AUGCUUUGCUCAUCAUUGCUAUGCUGGAUACCGCCUGCUACAGGCAUUCGGAACCGAAGUCGUGCGGAGGGGACACAGGUUGGUUACUGGUGCGUUGGGGCUGGAAGGAUAGUUCAUGGUCAUGAAGUCAUGACAAUGAGCGACCAUCAGGCUCAGCCUCUCAGAAACUCAAUAUUUGCCUUUCAAGAUCCAGGAGCUCACAAAUUAAAUGCUUGUCGGAUGUCUCACCGGGAUCCGAAAUAUCCAACCCUGGUAACUUAUCUCUUGAAUCUACAUCUCCGAGCUGCUCCGGUUUUCAGAACGUUAAACCAUGGGCAUUUUGGCGAUACCGUGGACAUCCUCCCAUGGAUCCUAAUGUGGAUUUUCAUAGUUGAGCUUUUCUCUAACCCUUAA
Molecule: messenger RNA, 393 nt
Organism: Cadophora gregata
Lineage: Eukaryota; Fungi; Ascomycota; Leotiomycetes; Helotiales; Ploettnerulaceae
Exons: 1
Coding region: 1-393 (130 amino acids)
Source: RefSeq, a predicted model, not a curated record